This is a messenger RNA of Dovyalis caffra, 1086 nucleotides long. Lineage: Eukaryota; Viridiplantae; Streptophyta; Magnoliopsida; Malpighiales; Salicaceae. The record is from the annotation of a GenBank genome assembly.
AUGCAGAUAGAGCUAAUGAGGUCAACUAUUAAAGGGAUGUUUACUCAGGGGAAUAAGGAGGACUCUUCUGCUGGCAGAGGCAAUAUGAAUGUUAUUGAAGAAUGGGAAAUUAGGCCAGGAGGAAUGUUAGUUCAAAAGAGAACCACGGCUGAUUCCAAUCACAAUUCUGUUCUUGUUUCCUCUAUUAAAGUUAAAGUCAAAUACGGUUCUUCAUGUCACGAAAUUAGUAUCAGUUCUCAAGCAAGCUUUGGAGAACUGAAGAAAAUGCUAGCACAACAUACAGGAGUGCACCAUGAGGAUCAAAAGCUGAUAUACAAGAAGAAGGAGAGAAAUUCCACGGCGUAUUUAGAUAUUACAGGAGUGAAAGAUGGAUCCAAAAUUGUGUUAAUUGAAGACAUUACCAGCCGCGAAAGGCGGCGUCUUGAGAUGCUUAAAUCUGCUAAGAUACAAAACGGUUCAAAGUCAUUGCAACAGAUCACCUUGGAAGUUGACCAACUUGGCGGAAAGGUGACAUCCUUGGAAACAACAACUUAUAAAGGAGGAAAAGUUGCAGAGAAAGAUGUGGAGGAUUUGACUGAAAUGUUGAUGACAAAAUUAGUAGCAUUGGAUGGAAUUUUUGCUGAGGGAGACUUGAGGUUGCAGAAGAGAAUGCAGGAAAGGAGAGUUCAACAGUACAUUGAAACUCUGGAUAAGCUGAAGUCAAACUGUUCUACUGCCAAUAGCAACGGAGGCAAAAUCCCAUUUCAGCAACAAGAUAAUUCAAUUGGGAAAAUGCCAACACCCGUGCAAAAGAAGCCAAUUCGAAGCAAUGGGGGCAAAAUCCCAUUGCAGCAACACCAACAGGAUAAUUCAAUAGGCAUAAUGCCAAUAUCAAUGCAAAAGCAGUCAAUUCAAAGCAACGGAGGCAAAAUCCCAUUGCAGCAACGAGAUAAUUCAACUGGGAAAGUGGCAAUACCAAUGCAAAAACAUUCUGUUCAAUCCAAGCAGCAGAAUGCUACAAGAGAAAUGCCAUCACGGCAGCAGCGACCAAUAUUGAGGCAUUCUGAGUCUGUUGUGGUCACAACAACAUGGGAAACCUUUGAUUAA